AUGGGCUCUAUUGCCAACGAUCAGGUCGACCCAACUGAUCUUCCGUUGCGCCAAGUCACCGAGAAUGCCAACCUGGAAGAGUACGUGACGGAGACCGCGGCGGGAGAGAUCAUCAAGCCCGUCAAGUCUACCGUCACGGGGCAGAUGGAGGAUUGGAAGCUGGUCACCUUCAAGAUCGACGACCCCGAGAACCCCAAGAACUGGUCCAAAGCGUUCAAAUGGUACUGCACCAUGGUCGUGUCCUUUACCUGUUUCGUUGUCGCCUUUACCAGCAGUGUGAUCACGGCCGAUAUCGAAGGCCCCGCCAAGGAAUUCGGGGUGUCGCGUGAAGUGAGUCUGGUCGUGGUCACCGUGUUCGUCAUUGGUUUCGGUGUUGGCCCCAUGGCAUUUGCUCCCGCAUCAGAAAUGUUUGGUCGCCGACCCGUUUACGCUCUCACUCUUUUAGUGGCCGUGAUCUUCAUCAUCCCGUGCGCCGUUUCCAAGAACAUCGCAACCCUGAUCGUCUGCCGUGCGAUCGACGGUAUCGCCUUCAGUGCGCCCAUGACUCUGGUCGGUGGCACGUUGGCCGAUCUGUGGAAGAACGAGGAACGUGGUGUCCCAAUGGCUGCUUUCUCCGCCAGUCCUUUCAUUGGUCCCGCCAUUGGUCCCCUUGUCGGUGGUUAUCUCGCGGAUGGCACCGGUGACUGGAGGUGGCUGUACUGGAUCCAGCUGAUUCUCGGAUUCUGUGCCUGGGUUCUGAUCACCUUCACCGUGCCGGAGACCUAUGCCCCCGCCCUUCUGAAGAAGAGAGCCCAGAAGUUGCGCAAGACCGAGAACGACGAGAAAUACGUGACCGAGACCGAGCUGGAUGCCCGUCCGAUGGGCGAGAAGCUGCGCAUCUUCCUCUUCCGCCCCUUCCAGCUUCUCUUCCUGGAACCCAUUGUGUUUUUCAUCUCCAUCUACAUGUCGGUUCUCUACGGUCUGCUGUACAUGUUCUUCGUUGCUUACCCUAUCGUGUUUGAAGAAGGCAAGGGCUGGAGCGCUGGACCUACUGGUCUGAUGUUCAUUCCUCUCGCUAUCGGUGUCCUGUGCAGUGCGGCUUGCGCCCCCCUGGUGAACAAGCAUUACCUGUCUCUUUACGCAAAGAACGGUGGCCGGCAACCCCCCGCCGAGAGCCGUUUGAUUCCCAUGAUGCUCUCGUGCUGGCUGAUCCCGAUCGGUCUGUUCAUCUUCGCCUGGACCUCGUACCCCCAUAUCCACUGGUUCGGCCCCGCCAUCGGUGGUCUUCCCGUCGGCUUCGGCUUCAUCUUUCUGUACAACUCGGCCAACAACUACUUGGUCGACACCUACCAGCACCAAGCCGCCUCCGCCUUGGCAGCCAAGACGUUCCUCCGUUCCAUGUGGGGUGCCUGCACGGUGCUGUUCACCGAGCAGAUGUACCACCGUCUGGGCUACGAGUGGGCGAGCACGCUGCUGGCCUUUUUGGGUCUGGCCUGCUGCUUGAUUCCCUUCGUCUUUUACUACAAGGGAGAGUCUAUCCGCCGCUUCUCCAAGUACGCCUUCGUCCCUGAUGAAGAGCACGGAAAGUUUUAA
Molecule: messenger RNA, 1572 nt
Organism: Aspergillus campestris IBT 28561
Lineage: Eukaryota; Fungi; Ascomycota; Eurotiomycetes; Eurotiales; Aspergillaceae
Product: MFS transporter
Exons: 3
Coding region: 1-1572 (523 amino acids)
Biological process (GO): transmembrane transport
Molecular function (GO): transmembrane transporter activity
Source: RefSeq, a predicted model, not a curated record